GGGAAAUUCUAUAAAAAAACAAUCUUUUACUCUCACUCUUCUCAUCUCUUCCUUUCUAAUAACCAGAAAGGAAGAGAAUUAGAAAGCUUCGGUCCGCCAUUAAAAUUCCUUGUUUUUUUUUGCUUCAAUGGCAGAAACCAAGAAAUACAUUUCAAAAGAAGAGCUUCAAAAGCACAAGCAACGGGGAGAUCUCUGGAUCUCAAUACAAGGCAAGAUCUACAAUGUCAGUGACUGGAGCAAAGAACAUCCCGGCGGCGAGUCGCCGUUACUGCAUCUCGCCGGCCAAGAUGUUACCGACGCUUUUGUGGCGUACCAUCCCGGCUCCGCAUGGCAAUAUCUUAACAAAUUCUUUACUGGGUAUUAUCUCGAAGACUAUUCCGUUUCUGAAACGUCCAAAGAUUACAGGAAAUUGGUCGCUGAGUUUUCAAAAUUAGGGUUCUUCGAAAAAAAGGGGCAUAUCGUUUUUAUUACUCUUGUUUCCAUGGUAAUGCUGCUUGCUAUGAGUGUUUACGGAGUUAUAUGUUGUGAUAGUAAAUGGGUCCAUCUCCUUUCGGGUGGGUUGUUAGGGUUUAUGUGGAUUCAGAGCGGGUGGAUGGGUCAUGAUUCGGGUCAUUAUCAGAUUAUGUCGAGUCCUAGGUUCAAUCGUGUGGUGCAGGUUUUAUCUGGUAAUUGUCUUGCAGGGAUUAGCAUUGCGUGGUGGAAAUUGAAUCAUAAUACUCACCACAUUGCUUGUAAUAGUCUUGAUUUUGAUCCAGAUCUGCAGCAUAUGCCGUUUUUCGCGGUAUCUUCGAAACUUUUCAAUUCGAUCACCUCUUAUUUUUAUGAAAGGAAGAUGAAUUUUGAUAGUUUUACUAGGUUCUUGAUUAGCUAUCAGCAUUGGACAUUUUAUCCUGUGAUGUGCCUUGCUAGGCUUAAUUUGUUUGCUCAAUCUAUAAUUCUGUUGUCUUCUAAGAGAAGAGUGGCUCAUAGGGGUCAGGAGAUUUUGGGUGUGCUUGUGUUUUGGAUUUGGUAUCCUUAUCUUGUUUCUUUCUUGCCCAAUUGGGGUGAGAGAGUUAUGUUUGUUCUUGCGAGUUUCGCGGUGACCGGUAUUCAGCACGUUCAGUUCUGUUUGAAUCAUUUCUCGUCCAGCGUUUAUCUUGGUCCACCUAGUGCGAAUGACUGGUUUGAGAAUCAAACAAAAGGGACUCUUAAUAUAAGUUGCUCAACGUGGAUGGACUGGUUUCAUGGUGGAUUACAGUUUCAAAUCGAGCACCAUUUGUUUCCUCGUUUGCCUCGAUGUCAACUUAGAAACGUCUCUCCGUUUGUCCGAGAACUUUGCAAGAAACACAAACUACCUUAUGAUAUUGCAUCAUUUUUGAAGGCUAAUGAAAUGACGGUCCAGACUCUCCGGAAUGCUGCGUUGCAGGCGAGGGAUUUUUCUAAUUCAGCGCCGAAGAAUUUAGUUUGGGAAGCUGUUAAUACUCAUGGAUGAGAUUGGACUCGUUUGAAGCUGUCUAAGAUUUUGAUUAGGUAUCUAAAACUCGAUUCCAUUGAUUUAGGUGGAAGAUUAACUAUCUGUCAUUUCUUGGAGGCUUCAAUUGCUUGUAUCUCAUUUCAUUUAGUUUUUUCAAUUAGGAUAAAGAUCAUUCAUACCGGUUAUGUGCAGUCUGAUGUUCUCGUAUCGUAUGUUCUCAACUCUGCUGCAAUGGAACUAGUGGGAUGUGAAGUUAGUGUUGUUUCUUGCUUUUGAUAAUAUAGUUUGUUUUUACAAAGCUUUCUGUUGCAUUUAGUUUUCCUUUUGUUCAUUGCCUGUCUUUGAACAUUGGGGCUGGCUGUUAAGAAUGUGUUUCUAAUUAAAUGUCUCAUUUCCGGCUUUA
This is a messenger RNA of Mercurialis annua (annual mercury), 1856 nucleotides long. RefSeq names its product acyl-lipid (9-3)-desaturase-like. The record is from RefSeq and is a predicted model, not a curated record. The transcript has a single exon. Gene Ontology annotation, molecular function: oxidoreductase activity, acting on paired donors, with oxidation of a pair of donors resulting in the reduction of molecular oxygen to two molecules of water. Lineage: Eukaryota; Viridiplantae; Streptophyta; Magnoliopsida; Malpighiales; Euphorbiaceae. Gene Ontology annotation, cellular component: membrane. Gene Ontology annotation, biological process: lipid metabolic process. Bases 128 to 1471 code for a protein of 447 amino acids.